AUGUUAGAUUAUGGAUGGUUGGGGAUGGAAAUGGGGGGUAGGGGGGGUUGUGGUUGGUUAUGGUGGGGUUGGGGGGGUAUGUGUGGUGGGAUGAUGAGGGGGGAGAGGGUGGUAAUGAUUUUGGGGUUGGGGGUAGUGCGUGAGGUAAGGGGGGGGGGUUUGUUUGGGAUGGGGGGGGUACGUUGGAGGUUGGGGGGGGGGGGUUGUGGGGGUGGUUGUGGAUUUGGAGAGGAGAGGGAGGAGAUAGGGUGUAUGGAGGGUUUGGUGGGUCUGGGGGGAGAGUGGAUGUGGGUAGGAUUUGGGUGGUUGGGUGGUGAUUUGAUGUGGUUGUUGGGUGGGUGGUUGGUGGGGGGGGGAGGGGGGGGGGGAUGUGGAUUGAUGGGUAUUUCGGGGUGGGGGGUUUGUGGGUUGAGGGGGGGGGGGUGUUUGGAUUUGGGGGGUUGUUGGGAGGUGGGGUGUGGGGUGGGUUUGGAUGAUGAGAUGGUUGGGGGUAAUAGGUGGGGGGGGUUUGGGAUAUUGAGGAAUAAAUGUGGGGUGGGUGGGUAUGGGUGUGGGUGGUAG
Knipowitschia caucasica is the source of this 561-nucleotide messenger RNA. The record is from the annotation of a GenBank genome assembly. NCBI's taxonomy places the organism in Eukaryota, Metazoa, Chordata, Actinopteri, Gobiiformes, Gobiidae.